CAGCGUUGCAGAGUGUGGGACCAGGGCUGGAGAGACCGCCGCCGGGGAGCAUCAGCAGAACCAGUCCAGCACGGAGCCUCGCCUGGCCCACCGCUGCGCCGUGCACUCUUCUCGGGGACUGCACAACAUUCCUGUGAAAUAUAACUGCUUUUAAUGGCAUGUGGCUUGUAACUUUACUUCUGCUGUAUUCUUUGCAAGAAGUCAACAGUGAGGAUGUUGCCUCUACGCGGCUGUACUUUGUGAACGCCUCCCUGCAGCGGGUGACCUUCUCCAGCUCGGUGGGGGUGUCCCUGCCCUGCCCUGCGGGCGGCGCCCCCCAUGCCGUCCUGCGCUGGUACCUUGUCGCCGGAGACGACAUUUACGACGUGCCCCAUAUCCGCCACGUGCAUGCCAACGGCACCCUCCAGCUCUACCCCUUUUCUCCCUCCGCCUAUAACAGCAUUAUCCACGACAAUGAGUACUUCUGCACUGCAGAGAACCAGGCAGGCAAGAUCCGAAGCCCCAGCAUCCACGUCAAAGCAGUUUUCAGGGAGCCCUACACAGUCCGUGUGGCCGACCAGCGCUCCAUGCGGGGUAAUGUUGCCGUGUUCAAGUGCCUCAUCCCCUCAGCUGUCCAGGAAUACGUCAGCGUGGUGUCUUGGGAGAAAGACACUGUCUCCAUCAUCCCAGGUAACCGUUUCUUCCUGACCUCAUUCGGCGCUCUGUAUAUCUCAGAAGUGCAGAAGGAAGAUGCUCUGUCUACCUACCGCUGCAUCACAAAGCACAAGUACAGUGGAGAGACUCGCCAGAGCAAUGGAGCCAGGCUCUCUGUUAUGGACCCUACGGAGUCCACCCCGUCAGUGCUGGACACUUUCCAGUCCGGUGAGGUGCAGGUGGGGCACAGUGUGGAACUGCCCUGCGUCGCAUCUGGAUACCCAAACCCCACCAUCCGAUGGCUAAAGGAUGGUCGGCCAUUACCUGCGGACUCCCGUUGGACAAGGCGCAUCACUGGCCUCACCAUUUCAGACUUGAGGCUCGAGGACAGCGGCAACUACAUCUGUGAGGUCACCAACAGCUUUGGCUCCAAAGAGGUGACAGGUCAUCUCAAUGUCAUAGAGCCACUGCGAGUCACCUUGUCUCCCAAGAAUCUGAAGACGGGGAUCAGCAGUACAGUCAUCCUCUCCUGUGCCGUCCAGGGUUCCCCCCACUUCACUGUGUCCUGGUACCGUAACACAGAACCCGUCAUGCCUGAUCAGCACUUUUCCAUCCAGGGGGCUCACAAUGAGACAUUGUUCAUCUCCGCUGCACAAAAGAGACACUCGGGAGCUUACCAGUGCUUUGCCACACGCAAGGGUCAGACUGCCCAGGACUUCUCCAUCAUACUGCUGGAAGAUGGCACACCCCGUAUUGUUGCCUCCUUCAGUGAGAGGGUGGUGGUCCCGGGUGAACCGUUUUCCUUGAUGUGCGGCGCCAAAGGAGCACCUCCCCCAACCAUCACCUGGACCCUGGACGACGAGCCAGUGGCGCGGGACCUGUCGCGAGUCCGAGCCAGCCAGUACACGCUCUCUGACGGCAGCACUGUCAGCCACGUCAACGUCAGUAGCCCACAGAUUCGCGAUGGAGGAGUGUAUCGGUGCGCCGCACGAAACUCGGCCGGUAGUGCCGAGUACCAAGCGCGCAUAAACGUAAGAGGUCCUCCAAGGAUUCGGCCGAUGAAGAAUAUCACCGCAGUGGCAGGAAGAAACACUUUCAUAAACUGCCGGGUGAUUGGGUACCCUUAUUACUCAAUCAACUGGUACAAGGAGGGACUUCUGCUGCCUGAUAACCAUCGCCAGGUGGUGUAUGAGAAUGGGACUCUGAAGCUCAGCGAUGUUCAGAAGGGGAUGGAUGAGGGAGCCUACGUCUGCAGCGUGCUCAUCCAGCCACAGCUGUUCAUCACGCAGACGGUUUAUGUCACUGUCAAAGUUCCUCCACUGAUCCAGCCUUUUGACUUUCCUCCGACAUCCAUUGGUAAAUUGAUGUACAUUGCCUGCGUUGUGUCGUCUGGAGACAUGCCCAUACGCAUCACGUGGCGAAAGGACGGGCAAGAGAUCGUGCCCUCCUCAGGCAUCACUAUUGACACAAAGGAGUUCAUGAGUUCCCUGCAGAUAUCCAAGGUGUCGCUCAAACACAACGGCAACUACACCUGCAUUGCCAGCAAUGAUGCUGCCACUGUCAGCACGGAGAGGCAGCUCACAGUGACAGUGCCUCCUCGGUUUGUGGUGCAGCCCAACAACCAGGAUGGGAUCUAUGGGAAGGCAGGGAUUCUAAACUGUUCAGUUGAUGGAUACCCUCCUCCCAAGGUCAUGUGGAAGCACGCCAAAGGUGCCCUAGCGGGUAUUGGCAACCCGCAGCAGUACCACCCUGUGCCUCUGACAGGCCGUAUCCAGAUCAUGAGUAACGGCUCUCUGCUCAUCAGACAUGUCCUGGAAGAGGAUCGCGGCUUCUACCUCUGCCAGGCGUCCAACGGGGUGGGCUCCGACAUCAGCAAAAGCAUGGUUCUCACCGUAAAGAUCCCGGCAAUGAUCACCAGUCACCCCAACACCACCAUGGCUAAGAAGAGUCACGUGAAGGAGCUGAACUGCACAGCUAGGGGAGAAUGGCCCAUCAUCAUCCGCUGGGAAAGAGGCGACACGGUCAUUGACCCUGACCGCAACCCCCGAUACUCCAUUACGACCAGUCCCAAUGAGAAGACUGACGAGGUGUUGUCCACACUCAAGCUAAAGCCAGCAGAGCGUGAGGAUUCAGUCUUCUUCUCCUGUCAUGCCAUCAACUCUUACGGAGAGGGGCGAGGCCUUAUCCAGCUCACUGUGCAAGAGCCCCCAGACCCUCCAGAGCUGGAGGUGCGAGAAGUGAAGGAUCGCAGUAUGAAUCUCCGGUGGACGCAGAGAUUUGAUGGAAACAGCGUCAUCACCUCCUACGAUAUUGAGUAUAAGAACAAGACAGAUACCUGGGAGCUAAAGCAUGCCACUCGGAACAUCUCUCCCACCAACAAUCAGGCCAACAUAGUGGAUCUUCACCCCGCCUCUGUCUACAGCAUCCGCAUGUAUUCCUACAACUCGAUAGGCAAGAGCGAGGCCAGCAAGGAGCUCACCAUCAGCACAGAAGAAGCGCAGCCUGAUGGUCCUCCCAUGGAAGUUAUCCUGCAGCCUGUGACCUCUCAGAGUAUCAGGGUCACCUGGAAGGCCCCCAGGAAAGAGCUGCAGAACGGUGUGAUCCGGGGUUACCAGAUCGGUUACAGAGAGAACGGCCCCGGUAGUAACGGCCAGUACAGUAUAGUGGAGAUGAAGGCCACUGGAGACAGUGAGGUCUACACCCUGGACAAUCUGAAGAAGUUUGCCCAGUAUGGUGUGGUUGUCCAGGCCUUCAACAGAGCCGGCACAGGGCCCUCUAGCUCAGAGAUCAACGCUACAACACUGGAAGAUGUGCCCAGUCAGCCUCCUCAGAAUGUGCGAGCCAUUUCUGUAACAUCAGACGAGGCAGUCAUCACAUGGGCUGAGCCUCCCAGAAUGACACUGCACGGUGUGUUGAAGGGAUACCGCGUCGUGUUCUGGGCUGUCUUCCCGGAUGGAGAGUGGGGGGAAAUGCAAAACAUCACAACCACCAGGGAACAGGUGGAGCUCAGAGGCCUGGAGAAGUUCACCAACUACAGCAUCCAGGUGCUGGCCUACACCCAGGCUGGGGAUGGAGUCCGGAGCAACGUCCUGUACAUCCAGACCCGCGAAGACUACCCCGGACCCCCAGCUGGCAUCAAAGCUGUGCCCUCCUCUGCCAGCAGUGUCGUCGUGUCCUGGCUACCCCCUCACAAGCCGAAUGGAAUCAUCCGCAAGUACACCAUCUACUGCUCCAGCCCCGGGUCAGGCCAACCGCUUCCCAGCGAGUAUGAAGCCAAUCCAGAGCUGCUGUUCUACCGGAUCACCCACCUCAACCAUCGGCAGCAGUACCUGAUCUGGGCCGCAGCCGUCACCACUGCAGGUCGGGGUAACUUCAGUGAGAAGGUCACUGUGGAGCCAGCGGCCAAGGCCCCAGCUAAGAUCCUGUCAUUUGGGGGUACCGUCACCACUCCUUGGAUGAAAGAGGUCCGGCUGCCCUGUAGCUCAGUAGGAGAACCGACACCUACCAUAAAAUGGACCAAAGACAGUGAGGACACAGCCAUCCCAGUGUCUCUGGAUGGACAGCGUCUCAUUCUGGCCAAUGGGACGUUAGUGCUGCGCUCUGUCAAAGCUGAAGAUUCUGGUUACUACACCUGUACAGCCACUAACACCCUGGGAUUUGACACUAUCAUAGUCAACCUUUUGGUACAAGUCCCUCCAGACCAGCCGCGUCUGACCGUCUCCACCACCUCCACCUCCUCCAUCACUCUGGCCUGGAUACCCGGAGACAACGGAGGCAGCUCUAUCAGAGGUUUUGUGCUGCAGUACUCUGUAGACAACACGGAGGAAUGGAAAGAUGUGUUCAUCAGUUCGAGCGAGCGCUCAUUUAAACUGGACAACCUGCGCUGUGGCACCUGGUAUAAAGUGAAGCUGGCUGCCAAGAACAGUGUUGGAGCCGGACGCAUCAGUGAGAUCAUUGAGGCAAAGACCCACGGGCGAGAACCCCAGUUCAAUAAGGAUCAGCCGGUCUUCACCCACAUUAACUCCAGCCACGCCCGCCUCAACCUGCAGGGUUGGGCCAGUGGAGGCUGUCCAAUCAGUGCUGUCACACUAGAGUUUAAACCAAAAGGUACAUGGACAUGGCAGAGUGUUCGCACCAAUGCCACCACAGAUGUGUUCCUGGCAGAUCUGCGUGAGGCCACCUGGUAUGAGUUGAAGAUGAAAGCGUGUAACAGCGCUGGCUGUGGAAACCAGAGCUCCCAGUUUGCAACGCUGGACUAUGAUGGCAGCACAAUCCCACCAAUCAAAUCCCCCCUGGAAAAGAACGAUGAUGUCAAGAAGCUGUUCUCUAUUGGCUGUCCUGUAAUCUUGGUCACUCUGGGCGUUGCACUGCUCUUCAUUAUUCGCAGGAAACGCAAAGAAAAAAGACUGAAGCGACUUAGAGAUGCCAAAAGCCUUGCUGAGAUGCUGAUCAGUAAAAACAACCGCAGCUUUGACACCCCAGUGAAGGGCCCCCCUCAGGGCCCACGGUUACACAUAGACAUCCCCAGAGUGCAGCUGCUAAUUGAGGACAAAGAAGGCAUCAAGCAAAUUGGUGAGGACAAGGCCACUAUCCCUGUGACAGACACAGAGUUCAACCAAACUGGCAACCCUCAGAGCUUCUGCACGGGUGUGUCUGUUCAUCACCCUGCCCUCAUCCAGAACACCGGUCCUUUGAUUGACAUGUCAGACAUCAGACCAGGAACCAACCCAGUUUCGAGGAAGAGUGUGAAGUCAGCCCACAGCAUCAGGAACCGCUACUCCAGUCAGUGGACUCUGACCAAGUGCCAGGCCUCCACGCCAGCCCGCACUCUCACCUCAGACUGGCGCACAGUUGGCUCGCAGCAUGGCAUCACUGUCACAGAGAGUGACAGCUACAGCGCCAGCCUCUCACAGGACACAGAUAAGGGUCGCAACAGCAUGGUGUCGACAGAGAGCGCCUCCUCCACCUACGAGGAGUUGGCGAGAGCGUACGAGCACGCCAAGCUGGAGGAACACCUGCAGCAUGCCAAGUUUGAGAUUACAGAAUGCUUUAUCUCUGACAGCUCGUCUGACCAGAUGACCACAGGUACCAACGACAAUGCAGACAGCAUGACGUCCAUGAGCACACCAUCAGAGCCUGGUAUCUGCCGCUUCACUGCCUCGCCACCCAAACCCCAGGACUAUGACCGUGGCAAGAAUGUAGCUGUGCCCAUUCCACAUCGCGCCAAGAGUGACUACUGCAACCUACCCCUCUACAUGAAGUCAGAUCCUUUCUUCCGAAAGCAGUCGGAGCAUCAUGACCCAUGUCCAGUGGUUCCACCACGUGAAGCCUCUAUUCGUGGCCUGGCCCAACGUGCAUACCACACCCAGGGCCGUCACGUGACUAUGGACUCUGCAAAGCAGCAGGCCUUAACCAUGGGCCACUCUGGCUUGUCCAACCUCACUUCCUCUGGGGCUUCCUCUGGAGGAGCAACAGGAGGUGGUGGUGGAUGUAGUGGGGCUAUGUCUGCUAGCUCCAGCAGCUCCACACUCCCCCAGAGGACUCUCACCAUGCCGGGCUCCUCUGCCUCAGUGGCCCAGAGUGCAGCGGCAGCUGCUGCCGCUACCGCCGCAGCUGCCGGGGCAUCAUCAUCCUCCGGUGGAGCCGGGGCAGCAGGGGCCGCGGGAGGAACCCCUGGAGGUGCCUCCUCAUCUUCUUCCAAGAUGGGAGGAUCCAGAGACUCUCUCUUGGAGAGCAGCUCGUCGGGCUUAGGCAGACUACAGAAGCAGAGGGAUGGAGGGGCAGGUGCCUACUCCAAGUCCUACACACUGGUGUAGCCUGCCAUCACUGCGGCCUGUCACUGUAACUCUUAAUAAAAUGCUGGUCAAGCCGGCAUUUGCCUGGAGCCUCUAUGGAAAAGUGGGGUGAGGAACAUACACAUGCACAGCUGACCCGUCAGUGCCUGCGCUGUGCCGGGCUGCAGGGGGCUGUUUGGGUUCCCAUCGACACUACUGUAUGAAGGGGUCAGAGUUGGCUCUCCACAGCACAGGGGUUCGCCUUUCUUUCUGCCUGAUUGCUUUCUAUUAUUAUUGUCAUCUUUCUCUCUGUUAUUUCAUCACCCUGGUAAUCACUUGCCAAAACUCAUGAAUGAUUUUGUCUGUUCACUUCAUAUUUUUCGUUUUCUGGUAAGGACACUGUACUUAUGCACAAAAUGCUUUCACCAUGCACUGUCUUGCCUACUGCUUCAAGACAGUCAUAGAAUGAACUAGGUUCCUUGAGUUUCACACAGUUGUGUGUGUUAAAGUUUUUAGGUUUUCAAUUAUAUUACUUUUCUGGUAUCUGAUGGAAGAAGAGAUGAUAUCACUGCAUUGUGCCAUGGCGUGAUGGUUUUACUGUAGGCGGGAACCACCAACCUCGCGGUCACGCUGGCUCUGAGAGGUAAUGACAUCAUGGAUUUAUACGUUAAAGGCAGUGGAAGGAUUGCCUCAAUGCCAGUUUUGAGACAUGGGGAAUUUUCUUAUACAGUACAUGCAAUGGAUGACACAGCAUAAUGGUCUUAAUUGAUGCUUUUAUAAGCAGACUCAAAGCAGAACAGAUUUUUUUUUAAAUUGUCAAGCAUCAUCCAUUGAAAGUUGAAUCCAAACUUUUUUUUAAAAUUUAAAUUUCUUUUCAUUUUUCUGAGUUGGAAUUAUAUAAUCUCAUGUGCACUAAGAAAAAGUAAGAAUGGAUCCAAGUAACAUUAACCUUCACAAGCCUGCGUGUGUGUGCGUGUGGGUGUAUAUGUGUAAAUAUAUAUAUGUAUACAUGUGGCUGGCACACACCAACAGUGGACCUUUUUAAAAUCAAUCUGUAUGCUGACCUCUUGGGCAGACAUCUGUAUCUAAACUGACCCCCCCAUGUUAAUUUUGUACCUGUGGAAGGGGAUUCGGGACAGUAACAAUGCUGAUGCUGAUGAUGUAAUCACUAUGAUCCUAAUUUGGUCCAGCAUUUUGAACUUUGUUUUCGAGUGUGAUUGAAAGCAUCACUUAGGGAAAGUGAGAAAUCCCGAAGAGGAAGUGGGUUCAAAAGAGAGCAACAACAGAUGAUCAGAAAGAUUUUUCCUUUCUUUCUCCUUUUCUCUAAUUGACUCCCUCGGGACAAAGAAGAAAGAUACCUUUUUAUGAUCCGUCAUGGUGCCACGAUACCUUUAUUGUUUAUGCUCAUUUUUACCUUUACCCACUUAAUCCUUUUUCUAUCCUUCCCCACCUUCACUCCUCCCCACCCAGGCCCCCAUCAUAUCCAUACAGUGUCACUGUGACCUACUGCUAGCACACAGGCUGGCUAAAAAGACCGACUGAGAGAAGAGGUCCAAUAUGCACAGACAGGCAGACAUGCCGUUUGACGUUCAAGGACAACUUGAAUUUGCAAAUGCAAAUUUAAAGAGAUGUAUACAAGAAAAAUCAUAUUUGUAUGAAAUGAUCUCGAAUUUGACUAUGACUUUGAGAUUGUAGACAGAUAGAUCCAGUGUUAAUAGAAUUUGCGGUUGUGUUAGGAACACGGGGAGGGGGUUACAUACGAGCAAGAUACACUUUUUUUUUUUUAACUAAAAGUUUUCGAGUCCCUUCACCACACUAAAAUUAAUUUUAGCUUUAUAAAUAGUACUGUAUUUUUUCCCCCCAUUUAUGUCCCAAAGCCUAAUCCCAUAACAAAGAUCGUUCCAAAAAAAAAAGAGUUGCUCCAAAUGUUUUGCAAUGGUGAAAAGUAACAUCAGGGCCCUCGCAAUAGAAAAAAAUAAAAAGAUAUGAUAUAUGUUUGUUUUCAAAAGUAUGUACAUAUAUAUUUCUAUUCAAAUAUAUAGCAAAUAUAUGAAUAAUGAAAAAGCAGAGAAAUAUAGAAACCGUUCUAAUUGAAGAUAUAUAUAAAAGAUCACAAGACAAUCGCUCAGAGUGAAAAAUUGCAAGAAGGAAGGAAAAAAAGGAGGAGGGGAGCUUAAACGGGUAGCACAACCAUGGACAGGAAAUCUUGGAGAGAAGGGAAUGGUGUGAAACAAAGUUAAAUGGUGAAACUGGAAUGAGGAAUGGUACAGUGACCCCCUUGUGAUUUUGUAAAUGUUCCAGCUGCUGUUCCUGUGCAGCAGGUAGCAGCUGAAAGGACAAGCACAGUAAAGUCAAAUUAUAGUGUGAGAUUGUGUCACUGGUUAACUGUGGUCUAUGGCUCAGUGCCGAAAGUGUGGUGUUGAAAAAGAAAAGAGAAAAACAAGGUCCGCCUAUACAGUAAGUGAGCCUAUUGUAAUUGUUGUAUUGUACCUUCCAAAGGUGUGUUCACAAACUCAAUGCCAUUAUCUGAUUAUGAGUUAUUGAAGAGAAACAGACCGACGAGCAUUUCUGUUUUUCUGAAAUCAUAGCAAGUCCUCCUCAAACUCCAGGAGUGCAGGCCGAUAAAUAUUCCACACAGUAAAACUGCUAAUAAAAGUAUUCACAUGCCCUUUUAUUUGAAAUCUAGACAGGAGAGAGAUGAGUUUUGCUUUCCAUUGCAGAUGUUAUUUUGCCUUUUAUUUUGGCCUUUAUGUUUCAUGUUAUGCAACCACAAAACAGAGGUUUCCUUACUCUGGUUGUAUGGAUAUUGGAUGGAGUGAUGAAAUAAACUGCCCAACCUGCUUGCCCCAGUUCCUCAGCGAAGUUGCUUCCACUGCAAAAUACUGAUCCACUGUCAGUUGUCCAAAGUGAAAAGUAUUGUCUAUCUUUAAGGAAAUUUCCACCCUGAUUCUCUGCUACUCUUAUUUUUUUCUUCUCUUUUUUUUUAAGAGUAACAUAUAUCUGUGUUGUAUUCUAGUGCUCUGGUGAGGGGUUCGGGCUUUGGGACAAUCCUGAAACCUGGACUUUGUGUCCUCUUAGUUGUUAAAUAGUCUUUACACAAAAACAAUGAAAUAACAGAUGUUCACCUAUUUCGUUUUAACUUGGAAAUAUACACAGCUAUGGAAUAAUAAUCUGUUAUUGUAUUCAAAGCUAAAAUUGACUAAUUGAUUCCAAGGUAAAUAACACUACAUAUUACUAUAGUAAUGACAUUUGCAACAAACAAUAACUAUGUAUUGACAUAGUGAAGACUUCAUGGGUGAUAUUUUCAGUUGCUGAAGAAGAAAAUCUAGAUAUUACUAAGAAUACCAAAAUUACAUCAACACAGUUUCGUUUAUCGUCUUUUCAUUUAAUAUCAUAGCUGCAAAUCUCUCCACAGCAACUUGUCUUAACAUUGUGCCAGUUAUCUGCAAUGUUUUGAUGAUUUACGAUGUUGGGUUAGUGAUUGGGAGGAUUUUCCUUUAAAGGUAGCAGCAUACUUUCAAACUGACUCAGACAGUGUUUGUGAGGCCGACUUCACAGGCUGUUUCCACCAGCUUUUCCGUAUCUGUCCAACCAAUCAGAUCCCCCCUCUCACUACACCCCUUUGCCCAUCUAUACAAUUUAAAUUCCACUACAAAAUUGAAGACAUGUGUACAUAGGAAAGUGUUUUGUAUAAAUGAGUACUAUUUUCGACAUCUUCACUAGAAACCAGGGCACAAUGUAAACUCUGAACUCAAGUUAUUAUGUAUGAAACAGGAGAGGACUUAAUGAAAAAUCCUAUGAUUAUACACACACUGCUUUAUCUUGAUUUAUGGACCAGUUGAAACAUGUCAGAGUGGACCAUGCAUAGUAACCUAUAUUGACUUCUUCUUUUACAGGACAUUUGGUUGCAUUGUCUCCUUUUUGAUUAAAAAACAAAACUUUUUUGUUUUUGUUUGAUUUUUUAUUUUAUUUUUUACUUUUGUCACAGGUUGCUUGGUUUAGAGUUUGCCUUUUUUUCUAAUUUCAAUUUUUGGGGGGAGGACAGCAGCAUUGCAUGUUCUGAAAAUUUUGCUGGUUAUAAAUGAAAAAGGGAAAUGGUGAAUUGAAGAAUUGAAAAGGGGGUUAAUGAAAACAUUUUAAAAAUGCAGAGGUUAUUCCUUAAACUUUUAUGGGGAAACAUUGCUUCAAUUUGCAAUUGCUUGUGUUUAACUCUACAUUUUCUUUUCUAUGAAAAACAAAAACAAAAAAAAGAGUACUCAACACCUUGUGCAAUAAAGCUAUCUUUUUAUGAACUGUGA
Molecule: messenger RNA, 10705 nt
Organism: Scophthalmus maximus (turbot)
Lineage: Eukaryota; Metazoa; Chordata; Actinopteri; Pleuronectiformes; Scophthalmidae
Product: Down syndrome cell adhesion molecule-like protein 1 homolog
Exons: 35
Coding region: 159-6449 (2096 amino acids)
Biological process (GO): axon guidance; dendrite self-avoidance; homophilic cell-cell adhesion
Cellular component (GO): plasma membrane; axon
Molecular function (GO): cell-cell adhesion mediator activity
Source: RefSeq, a predicted model, not a curated record